Molecule: messenger RNA, 702 nt
Organism: Fonsecaea monophora
Lineage: Eukaryota; Fungi; Ascomycota; Eurotiomycetes; Chaetothyriales; Herpotrichiellaceae
Exons: 4
Coding region: 1-702 (233 amino acids)
Biological process (GO): mitochondrial electron transport, cytochrome c to oxygen
Cellular component (GO): mitochondrial envelope
Source: RefSeq, a predicted model, not a curated record
AUGUCGGUAGCACGCGCAGCUUUCUCUCUCGCUAGGCGUGUGCCUAUGUCAGCUGUCCGCGUCGCUCCCCGAACAUUCACCACCAUCACAGCUCGCCGAGCAAGCAAGUUCGAUCCGAAGCCCGGCGAUCCGGAGGGCAAACUUCUUCCUUUUGAAGGUAUGGACCCUCAUGAGUCGCCCUCAGAGUUGAAGACCUUGUACCCCAGAGAAAUUACAAGUGCAAAGGGAAAACAUACUGAUCUUGGCAACUCUGCUUCUCUAGAAAUCAAAACCGAAGCCGAUCUCCUUCCACCUGGUGCCGCGCCUGGUACCGUCCCUACCGAUCUCGAACAAGCAACUGGUCUGGAACGUCUCGAAAUCUUGGGAAAGAUGCAAGGCAUUGAUAUCUUUGACAUGUCACCACUCCCGUCGGAUAGAAUUGGUACAUUCGAGGAUCCCAUUGCAGUGAAAUCAGCUGGAGCCGAGUACCAGGUUGGCUGCACUGGCUCUCCCGCUGACUCACAUAAUGUCAAAUGGCUCGUGAUGACCCGCGACCGUCCCUUUGAACGGUGCCCGGAGUGCGGGAGUGUCUACAGAAUGGACUACGUCGGAGCGCCAGACUCUCACGACGACCACGGCCAUCACGGCGAUCACCACGGUCCCACCUACGAAACACCAAAGACCAUGGCCGAUUUCGUCAAGCCAGAGUACUGGUACCGAUAA